Aspergillus aculeatus ATCC 16872 is the source of this 174-nucleotide messenger RNA. RefSeq lists its product as uncharacterized. The transcript is spliced from 2 exons. NCBI's taxonomy places the organism in Eukaryota, Fungi, Ascomycota, Eurotiomycetes, Eurotiales, Aspergillaceae. The record is from RefSeq and is a predicted model, not a curated record. Bases 1 to 174 code for a protein of 57 amino acids.
AUGCCGGAGAUCACUGAAACUACUCGGGUCGAUGAGAAGAUCACGGCAAUGGCGCAUGACUACUUCUUUCCGCAGCCGGUUCGAGGGGUCCACAAUUCUUCUAUGCACGCCGCCCUGCACGACUGGCUGGACGACAAGGCUAAGCAAAACUCAUCCACAUCAGAAACGCGAUGA